This is a messenger RNA of Thunnus maccoyii (southern bluefin tuna), 7050 nucleotides long. RefSeq names its product arf-GAP with coiled-coil, ANK repeat and PH domain-containing protein 3-like. Bases 305 to 2830 code for a protein of 841 amino acids. The transcript is spliced from 24 exons. Gene Ontology annotation, molecular function: protein binding; GTPase activator activity. The record is from RefSeq and is a predicted model, not a curated record. Gene Ontology annotation, cellular component: cytoplasm. Lineage: Eukaryota; Metazoa; Chordata; Actinopteri; Scombriformes; Scombridae.
UUCAUUUUCUCUCUCAAGAGUUGUUACAGCAGCUUGUGACUAGUCGGCGCUCUCCUCUCCUCUUUCAGUCUCUACAGUGCAGCUACGCCUCUCUCCUGUCUCGGCAGCAGCGGCGGUAGUGUGUAGUAGUAAUCUGCCUGCCGCGCUCUGAGCUCGCAUUUUGUGUCACGGUGCCACCGGGAGAGGGGCGACAGACUGCUGCGCGUCAGGGGACACCAGUCACCAUCCGCACGGUUCAAGCGACAUCCCGCCGCGGGCAAUGACAUUGGCAGACUGAAGUGGGAAUACACGACAAAACGCAAAAAUGACGGUGGACUUUGAAGAAUGUAUCAAAGAUUCCCCCCGAUUCAGGGCUGGCAUUGACGAUGUGGAGACAGACGUGGUGGAGAUCGAGGCGAAGCUCGACAAGCUGGUGAAGCUGUGCAGUGGGAUGAUCGAGGCGGGCAGGGCCUACGUCAGCGCCAACAAGCUCUUUGUGAACGGCAUCAAGGACCUGUCCCAGCAGUGCAAGAAGGAGGAGAUGAUAUCGGAAUGCCUUGAAAAGUGCGGAGAAAGCCUCCAGGAGAUCGUCAACUACCACAUGAUUUUGUUUGACCAGGCUCAGAGGUCGAUCAAGCAGCAGCUUCACACCUUCAUUAAAGAGGAUGUGCGCAAGUUCAAGGACACCAAGAAGCAGUUUGACCGGGUGCGUGAGGACAUGGAGCUGGCUCAGGUGAAGAACGCCCAGGCACCCAGGAACAAAGUCCAUGAGGCUGAGGAGGCCACACAGGCCCUCAUCCUCAGCCGCAAGGCCUUUAGGCACCUGGCCCUGGACUACGUACUACAGAUUAAUGUGCUUCAGGCCAAGAAGAAGUUUGAAAUCCUGGAUGCAAUGCUGUCCUUCAUGCGUGCCCAGUACACUCUUUUCCAACAAGGCUUCAACAUCUUGGAUGAGAUUGACCCCUAUAUGAAAAAAUUAGCUGCACAGCUGGAUCAGCUGGUCAUCGACUCGGCCAUGGAGAAGAGGGAGUUGGAGCACAAACAUGCCCUCAUCCAGCAGAGAACGCUGAUGCAGGACUUUUCCUACGAUGACCCCAAGUUGGAAUUCAAUGUGGAUGCGCCCAAUGGUGUCGUCAUGGAGGGCUACCUCUUUAAGAGGGCCAGCAACGCUUUCAAGACCUGGAACAGGCGGUGGUUUUCUAUACAAAACAGCCAGCUCGUCUAUCAAAAGAAACUCAAGGACUCUUUGACAGUUGUGGUGGAGGACUUGAGGCUGUGCUCAGUCAAACCAUGUGAAGAUAAUGAGAGGAGGUUCUGCUUUGAGGUGGUUUCACCCACUAAGAGCUGCAUGCUGCAGGCUGAGUCUGAGAAGCUGCGGCAGGCAUGGAUCCAGGCAGUCCAGGCAAGCAUCGCUUCUGCUUACAAAGACAUCGCAGACAACUAUUACAUUGAGCGUUUAGACCGGACAGCCUCGCCCUCCACUAGCAGCAUCGACUCUGCCAGCGAGCCCAGAGAGAGGGGGGAGAGGGCGGAUAAGGGAGUUCGGGGAGGGGGAGAAAGCCUGCUCCAGAGGGUACAGACCCUGCCAGGAAAUGAACUGUGCUGUGACUGCAGCCAAACCGCUCCGUGCUGGGCCUCCAUCAACCUUGGAGUGCUGCUCUGCAUCGAGUGCUCAGGGAUCCACAGGAGUUUAGGCGUACACUGUUCUAAAGUGCGUUCACUAACGCUAGACUCAUGGGAGCCAGAAUUACUCAAGCUAAUGUGUGAACUGGGGAACACUGUGAUCAACCAGAUUUAUGAGGGAGCCUGUGAGGAGCUUGGCGUGAAAAAACCUGGACCGUCCAGUUCAAGACAAGAGAAAGAGGCCUGGAUCAAGUCUAAAUACGUGGAGAAACGCUUCCUAAAGAAGAUGAGUGGGAGCGAAGCAUUGGUGGAGGGUGAAAGAAAGUCCCGACCCUGGACAGUGAAGAAGUGCCAGCGACACAACAGCUCUGUUCGGGCCCCCAAUAAGGCUCGCAGGAAAUACCACCGCUAUGAGCCCGGCAGCGCCUCACCUGCAAAUCUCUCUGCAGCAGCCGCAGCAAAGUUUCGCCGGGACUCCCUGUUCUGUCCAGAUGAGCUGGACUCACUUUUUUCCUACUUUGACACUGGCUCUGGUCCUCGCAGUCUUAGCAGUGACAGUGGUCUGGGAGGAAGUACCGAUGGCAGCACUGACAUCCUGGUGUUUGGCUCAGUGGUGGACAGCGUCACAGAAGAAGAGGAGGAGUCAGAGGAGUCCUCCAGCGGUGAGGUGGAAAUUGAACAGGAAGUGUCUUCAGACCCCGAGGACCCAAGGGAGCUCCAUCCGGGGGCGCUCCUCCACCGAUCCUCCCGUCUCCACAACCUGCCACUUAUGGCGGAGGCAUUGGCGCAUGGGGCUGAUGUACACGCUGCAACUGAGGAGGAGGAGGGAAAAACGCCACUCAUUCAAGCCGUGAUUGGGGGCUCUCUCAUAGCUUGUGAGUUCCUGCUUCAGAACGGAGCUGAUGUGAACCAGAGAGACAUGAGGGGGAGGGGCCCUCUGCAUCACGCCACCUACCUGGGACACACUGGCCAGGUGUGUCUGUUCCUGAAGAGAGGAGCAUCACAGACAGAGGUGGACGAGCAGGGUCAUGACCCUCUAAGCAUCGCUGUCCAGGCUGCCAACGCAGACAUCGUCACCCUAUUGCGUCUUGCGCGGAUGAACGAGGAGAUGCGAGAGGCGGAGGCCCCCUUGGGACAACCAGGUCAAUAUCCCAGCAGCAGCCCCACUGAGCAGCAGUAUAGGAAGUGCAUCCAGGAAUUCAUCUGCCUCACCAUAGAAGAAUGCUAGUGGUCAAUUAUGUAUCCAGGAGCAUAACUCGUGCUCUCUCUCUCUCUCUCUAUACACUAUGUAUGUGUAUGUAUAUAUAUAUACACACAUAUACCUACACUGAUCAGCCACAACAUUAAAACCACCUGCCUAAUAUUGUGUAAGUCCCCCUUGUGCCACCAAAACAACUCUGACCUCUCGAGGCAUGGACCCCACAAGACCUCUGAAGGUGUUCUCUGGUAUCUGGCACCAAAACGUCAGCAGCAGAUCCUUUAAGUGCUGUAAGUUGCGCAGUUGGGCCUUUAUGGAUUGGAAUUGUUGUUCCAGCACAUCCCACAGAUGCUCUAUUGGAUUGAGAUCUGGGGAAUUUGGAGGCCAAGGCAACACCUUGAACUCUUUGUCAUGUUCCUCAAACCAUUCCUGAACAAUUUUUGUGGUGUGUCAGGGCGCAUUAUCCUGCUGAAAGAGGUCACUGCCAUCAGGGAAUACCGUUGCAUCCACAUGAAUGCCAGGACCCAAGGUUUCCCAGCAGAACAUUGCCCAGAGCAUCACACUGCCUCUGCAGGUUUGCCCUUUUCCCAUAGUACAUCCUGGUGCUAUCUCUUCCCCACGUAAACAAUGCACCAGGCCACCUUAUUCCAUUGCGCCAUGGUCCAGUUCUGAUGCUCACGUGCCUAUUGUAGGUGCUAUCGGUGGUACACAGGGGUCAGUAUAGGCACUCUGACCUCUGACAGCCUAGCCUUCGCUUCCCAUGCAUAUCAAUGAGCCUUGGGUGACUAUGAGCAUGUCAUCGGUUCACCGGUUUUCCUUCCUUGGACCACAUUUGGUAGGUACUGACCACUGUAAAGUGGGAACACCCCACAAGACCUGCUGUUUUGGAGAUGCUCUGACCCAGCCAUCACAAUUUGGCCCUUGUCAAAGUUGCUCAGAUCCUUACGCUUGCCCGUUUUUCCUGCUUCCAACACAUCAACUUCAAGAACUGACUGUUCACUUGCUGCCUAAUAUAUCCCACCCCUUGACAGGUGCCAUUGUAAUGAGAUAAUCAGUGUUAUUCACCUCACCUGUCAGUGGUUUUAAUGUUGUGGCUGAUCGGUGGUAUAUACCUUCUAACUGGGAAUCUAAAAUAAUCGUGUAGGAGAAGUUGCCCUGAUCUCAAGUCUUUUACUUAUGUAGAUCAAGGCUUAUGGGUAACUUCUUGGGAACAGGGCGUCUGAAGAGAGAGAGCCACUCACUUAAUGUGGGGGUGCCUCGUGUCAUAGGGAGACCCCUGAUGGACCUAACUCUACUGACAAUACAGUCAUCACCUCCAUUUUUUCUGCAUCGCCACUACAUUUCUGCUUGCCAUUUUACUCGGCACCACCCAUGCAAUGCUCGCUACAUCACACACAAAGUAAAAUGACAUCUGCUUUUUGGUGUUUUGUUAACAAAGUUAUCCUCUAACUUAUCAUAAUGUGGUGUGACCUCUCGUGUGAGGGUGUGGGUUUACUGUUGCCUAACAGCUCUUACCUCUGAAGAAUCUCGCUGCAUUAACCCUCUACACUUUAUAUCUAUCCGAACCAUCUAUGUACCCAUCUCUUCUUAAUUGGAGAUGUAAAUAUGCAUAUUCAGAAGUUAUAUGGGUAAUCUUUAAACUAUGUACUGUGGCAUGAGGUGAAAAAAUGGUAUUUGUUCCAUUAUUAAAAGAAAUAGAGUAACUGACAAGCUACAGUAGAGGCAGGCAGAGUAGUUUACUGUGUAUAGAGCGAGGUCAGGAAGGGAAAUAAAAUGUAAAACUGUGACAAAAAUGCUGAAGGGCUUUCAGGGGGAAAAGACCCUUGCCUGCUUUGUAAGAUACUUUGUGACAUGACGAGUGAGUGAGCGAGUGAGUGAGUGAACAGGAGAGUAAAUGAGCGCAUGUGUCAAAGAAUACUGAGAGACAGAGUAAAAUAAUAUGCUAUUAUGAUACAUUAUGUAAAGGAAAAAAGAAACUGUGCACUUUUCCCAUCUACAGUAUUAUAAUUUUGUUUAUUUUCAUUCAGUUAGUGUGGCUCUUUUAUUUGUACAUUGUUUUUGUCCACUAAAGUUACUAUCUAUCUAUCUGUUGUCUAUUUUAUUUCUGUCUUUUUAUUUAUGUUUAUCUCCCCAGAGGACCAGUGCAAUGCAUUCUUGGGUGCAGUUUACAUCUGCAUUUCUGUUAAUGAUUGUUAUUUUAAUAUCAAAGCAUUCAUUGGAAUUACUGACAGGAAGUCUUUAUAUCACAUCAUGUAAUAACACUCAUAAAAGGCAUUUUGCUUUUGUUUUCUCUUUGGAACGGCCUUACGUUUCUAUAUAUAUUGUAAUCAGCAUUCCAACACUGAUAGCUUAUCAAAGGAAAUCCUAGUUAUGUAUUCCGUUUUUAUUUCACUAAUUGCAGUCGUUCAUUGUUUACUAGUGAGGAUGAGAAUUGGGUCAAUUGUGAAGGUGAUGUGCAGACAAACCAGAGCAGCAAGAACUAAGUCUCCGGGCAGUGCAGUUAGGAAGUGUAUAAAACUGGAUUUGCAUCUCACCCUUAAACAUUUCUUUUGUUUGCCGCUCUUUACAGAACAAAGGUGACUUUAUUGGUAUAUAACCACAACUCCAUUUUGCUGUAAAUACUCAUCCAUGUUACAAUAUCUGUGGUGAGAUUAUAGAGCACAUUUUAGUGCAGUUUACACACUUGUGGGGUGAAAGGACUCAUGUCUUCCCUUGCUGGUCAAUGCUUUCAGUAAACUCUGCAUGCUUUGCCAGAAUUGUUUUUGGGAAGGUCAACAUGAUUUGCAUUCUUAGCAUGAUAAGAUAUUUUUCUAUGGUUUGAUCACUUCGUGCAGUGCAGUCCUGUGAAAUAAGCAUGUACCACCAUGAUCCCUCUGGUGUCAGAUGUUCCUUCCUUUUUGCACCUCUCUGCCAUUCUUCCGACCACAAACCAAGUCUUUGGUUUAUCUUCAUCAUUUCUGUCUUUUUUUUUGUUUCUACAAACGCUUAUAAACAGUAAUUUUAAUUAUUAUUUUUGUAAUGUUGUGGUUUUAUUUUCCUCUGCCAAAGACUUUUUAAAGGGAAAGUGUCUGACAUUGUUGUAUGAUAUCACCGUUUUUUAAAAACUGAAACUGUUGAGAGUAGAUACAGCAUAGUCUUACCAUGCUUUGUGAAGUGACAGAGUGGUAGAAACACUGUUGGUGUACUCACAUGUUCAAAAGAGGUUACAGAAAUGUGACUGACCUGAGUUCAAUGUACUGCAAGAAGUAGAACCAGUCUAGGGGGUGAUGUGAAGCUACUGUGACCAAACUGUUAAGGGCUCUCGCCCUAGCAGAAGUAUUAAAUGUUGUGUCCUUUGUGUUUAUUGACAUUGGAGUGGUUGAAGGUGCUGUCUCAAAGAAAACAUGCUGUAAAUAGUACACUUAUGUAUUUUAACUCGACGCCAACUGCCUGCCUCUCAGCAUUCAAUCACGGAUCCUGACUGUCUGAUCUGUUCUAUGUUUGUCUUUUUAUUCUCUUCCAAAACAACCUGUCAGGCAGAACUGUAACACAGUUCUGCAUUACUUGGAGUUGUUCUUCUGUUCACUGACAUUUGGAUAUCUUUGGAAUACUUUCUUCCUUGUCUUUAGAAGCACUGAGGGGAAAAAAAGAAAACAAAAUGCAUACAAUAAAACUGAGAAACUCUUGAUGAACUAACCCUGCUUCCUGCUUUUUGCUCCUCAUUUCUGUCUCCUCUCUUAUGUAUAACAUUCUCUCAACAUCACAGCAAUACUUGGAAGAGGUUUAAGCUAAUUGCUCUAAAUUAUGAAUUAAUACAAUUCUAAUUGUUUGCAGAAACAUAGCUAUGUUGAAACCUUGCCAGGUGUUGGGAGAAUGCUACAAUCUGGUUGGGUGUAUCUUUUGGUCUAAAACAAACUUUUGGGUUGCACUUGGCUUAUUCAAAGCAGUAAAACCUUAAUGAUAACAAAUAUAAAGGAGGUGCAGAAUGUCAACACUAUACCUAUUUAUAUGCCAUUAUUUAAAGAUGACUUUAGUCUUUAGGGUAUCAAAUAGUGUCUGAGUUUCUAGCCUGUAGCAGCAACACUGUGCCUUGAAUAAUUCAGUGUCUCCAGUGUGUAAAACAUUUAUGUGAUCUCACAAGCAUUGUUACACCAUCUCUGAAAAAUGUUCUCACAUGCCAGAAAUGUCUAAUUCCUCACCUUACAUUAAAGGAGAACAACAAAUAUCCAACUGGGUAAAUAAACACUGACUGACAUGUCAUUGCUUUUGUU